Molecule: messenger RNA, 3020 nt
Organism: Manduca sexta (tobacco hornworm)
Lineage: Eukaryota; Metazoa; Arthropoda; Insecta; Lepidoptera; Sphingidae
Gene: GMF
Product: glia maturation factor beta
Exons: 4
Coding region: 115-531 (138 amino acids)
Biological process (GO): negative regulation of Arp2/3 complex-mediated actin nucleation; actin filament debranching
Cellular component (GO): actin cortical patch
Molecular function (GO): actin binding; Arp2/3 complex binding
Source: RefSeq, a predicted model, not a curated record
AAACGUCAUUAAACUUCACAGUUCACUUGUCAAAAUAUCGAGUGUCGACGUAAACAAUCACGGAAAUAUAUUCUUGUUUUAUUUAUUUUUGUGAAUUAAGUAACUAUAAAAAACAUGUCAGGUCAAGUAUGUGACAUCGGAGACGAUGUUAAAGAAGUAUUAAAAAAGUUUCGUUUCCAAAAGCAUACUACAAAUUCGGCGCUGAUUUUAAAGGUGAAUAGAGAGAAGCAGGUGCUGGAGGUGGAUGAAGAGCUGGAGAAUGUAGAGCUGGAAGAGCUGCAGGACAUCUUGCCCUCUCACCAGCCCAGGUUCAUUGUGUACAGUUACAAAAUGGAGCACAGUGAUGGCAGGACCUCGUUCCCGAUGUGUUUCAUAUUCUACACGCCACGAGACGCGCACAUGGAGCUGCAGGUGAUGUAUGCGGGCACGCAGCGCGCUCUGGCGGCCGCGGUCGGCGCACCUCGACUCCUCGAGGUGAGAGAAAUCGAUGAACUCACCAACGAGUGGCUCAACGAGAAGCUCCGGAGAUAGACCUCAUACGUCACGCAAUAGGGUUGCCAAGUCUCUGAUUACUGGUACAGGUUAAGCUAAUCGAUUUUAGGUACACAUCGAUUGAUUAUGAAAUCGAUAAUAAUGAACUGACAAAUGAUUUUUUUAUUAAUCUUUAUUGAUUGAUGAAUUUUCCAACUGUAUAUGGUAAUAUUCGUAGAAUGAAUUUUGAGGUAUGUGAAGUGGAUUUAAUCAACAAUAUCGAUUUUAAUCAACCAAUGUCAACACGUUACCUAAAAACUUCACGAUUAUUGUGAAAAAUAUCUAUGAAUGGUAAGACUACGUAAACUGCAAAGCAUUUUUGCAGACCUUUCCAGGCAAACAGCAACCCUACGUAUAGGGCUCGAUUGACGAUUUGGGCUAGUCAUACUUGCGCAAAAUGACGUUUGUAUUUUUAGAAACACAUAGAAAUGACCCUUGGGCCUUGGAUAUAGAAUAGUUAAUAAGAAUUCGGAAAAGUCAAAAUGGCACCAAAAGGCCUUCUCGCUCUUUCGUACAAAGGGCGCACUAAGCUUUAGUUCAUUCAAGUGGUGAGCUGGAGAAUACAGAUAAUAUUUUAUAUACUUACAGCAUAUAAUAAUACGCUUCACCAUUAUAUCACUUAAUUUUUUUUUAUUUUAAAGACAAUUUUUUUUCGUAUGUAUAACAAAAUCAUAGAUGCUCACCACUUUAAAUUACAAAAAUAAACAUACACAUAAUUUAUUAUACACUUUAUCAAGAGUAGCCAUUGUUCCACGUCCCCUGGCCUGUACAGUCGAAAAAGAAUGUAUUUGCCCGUUCAUGGUUACUAGUGAUAAUUUUUGUACUCCAAUGUUGCAUUUAUCGUCAUGACAAUCUUGCCGCGUUUCCUUGGUCCUUUGCCAUAUUUAGUAAGUAGGUUACGAGUGUGCAUAAUAACUCAGUCCCCUGGUAACAGCUUAACAACAUCUAAGAAUAGUAUCUGAUUCUGCAAGUGUGAAUUCAUAACAAAACGUAUAUUAAGAGUCGUCCAACAGGUUUAAAUCAUGUGUGACGGAAAUUCAUUCUAAAGUUUUUCUGCCCAGUAUCAGCCCGGAGUCUGGAUUUGUGCCCGAUAUGGCGAUAGGCUCGCCCCCUUACACAACAUGGGACGGAACACACUUGGCGAAAAGUGGGUGCCCUGGUUGCACCUCUGCAUACCCCUUCGGGGAUAAAAUGCGUGAUGGUGUGUGUGGUGUGUUUUAAAUGGUAUCAACUGAAUGCAGUUUAGACUUUAGAUGUGACUGACGAAAAUAAAAUGUGUCAAGUCAAUAUGGUGGCGGCGCCGUAAUGAAAUCUAGUGACCUAUAUUAAUAUACGAAGUGUGUUACACAAGUUUUAUGAUAUGUUUUGGCGAACAGGGGACUGAUAAUCAUAUAUUGUUACAUAUUAUACGAAGUAAUAAAUGUAGUUAUACGUAGAUUUUUGUAUUGAGAUUAAUAAAAGUAUGUUUAGUAAUAAUAUUGUAUGCGGUAAAGAGCGAACGCCUGAAGGCAAACGCUUUGUCGAUUUUUAUUGUGGUUUAUUCUGGUUGAAAAAAGCCAAUGCAAUAUGAGACUAAAUGUCUAAGAAUUAAGAAUUACAAGUAUACCUACUUUGUGAUUAGAAAGUUGUCACAAUAUUUUCAGGCAAGCGUGGUUACCAUCAGGCGAGUGUUUCACUCGACUCUCUUAUCCAUUUAUAGAAAAAAAAAGAUGUAUAAUGCAUAAUGCAGUUGAUGUUUUUGUGGAAGUGAAUUAAAAAAAAUAACUAAUUUUAAAACAAAACAACCAACAUUUUUGUCUAUUCAAAGUGGAGAUAUAUAAGUUUUGUUAUAACAAAAAAGUUUUUUUAUAUAUAAUGCGUUUUUUUUUUGUAAAAAUGCAAAUACUGAUCGCUUGGAUCUCUUAAUUUAUUUUCAAAUAUAUUUAUAUAAAAAAAUGUCAAAUUAAUUACAAUUGGCAUGGUGGUUUAUUUACCUUUUCGUGAUUAGUUUUAAUAUAAAAAUAUUUUUAAUUUCUGUUUGUCAUUCAAUUAAUCUUCCUGGUUGCAAAAAGUUGCAUAUUUUUUACCACAAAUUUGCGUCUAAGUUAUUGAUCAGUUUUAUAUUUAACUAUUUAGACUCCUUCUGUAUACUCCUUCUAUGACUGUCAUUUUGUAAGGGUUAAAAUAUUAAAUCCUAAGUCAUAAUUUAGGAUGGUAAUGAAAUGACAAUACUAAAACUGUACGCCCAGAACUGCAAGCGUUGUUAGUAAAACACGCACAUACAAAUAAAAGACAUAGUAUUAAAAUAGUUUAUAAUUCCCCCCCAGAUAAUACACCCCCGCCUUUGUACUCACACUCACAAUAGUCAGUAUUUUUGCUAUAAUCGACCUUAAACAUUUGUAUACCUAGACCCCUUUCAUUCCUUUUUCUUAUGAACUUUUGUAAAACCCGUUAACUAGGAAUAUUUUAUAAAAGUGUAAAAAGACAUUAAAUAAAUGUAUACAAAAAUA